Molecule: messenger RNA, 3752 nt
Organism: Girardinichthys multiradiatus
Lineage: Eukaryota; Metazoa; Chordata; Actinopteri; Cyprinodontiformes; Goodeidae
Gene: nrl
Product: neural retina leucine zipper
Exons: 5
Coding region: 334-1614 (426 amino acids)
Biological process (GO): regulation of transcription by RNA polymerase II
Cellular component (GO): nucleus
Molecular function (GO): RNA polymerase II cis-regulatory region sequence-specific DNA binding; DNA-binding transcription factor activity, RNA polymerase II-specific
Source: RefSeq, a predicted model, not a curated record
CACACACAUACACACACUGCUUCCUCUGUGUCUCUUUCUAAACGUGUCAGUCAACCAGUCAGUCAAUUAUUUGUGUGUGUGUGUGUGUCUGGUGGAGAUGCCUGAAAAAAGCUCAUAACCAUCCUUCAUCUCUAUGACCGACGGACAUAAGAAUCCCAGACGAGAUCAAGGGGAAAAACAGUUUCCCACAGCAGAAAUUUCUCAAUCACUUAAUUUCUUGGUAUCACUACUGUUGCCGUCUAUGAGUUGCGCCGUGGCGGCGGAGCGGCCAUUCCUACAAUCCUGACACACGGAGAAACCCUGUAAGAGCUCCCGGUAGCAGCAGCAGACGCUAUGUCUUCUCCUUCCCUCCCCAUGCCAUCUCUCCCCCCCAGCCCCCUGGCCAUGGAGUAUCUGAAUGACUUUGACCUUCUCAAGUUUGAAGUGAAAUCGGACACUCAUCCUCUUCCUCCUCCAUGCUCGUAUCCCAAAUCUGGCCUACCUCAUGACCCCUCAAGCUCCCCGUACACCAGCAACCCUCCACAUGACUCCAGUUUGAGCUCCAGUCCCUACAACUCGCUGCCACCUUCGCCAACUCUCAGUGAUGCACACCCACCACCCUCAGGCUCUUCUUCCAUCUCUUCAUCAUCCUCCUCCAUCUCCUUUCCCCUGUCCAUAUCCAACAGCUUCACUUCUGGGAUCAGUUCUGGGUCCCAGGGGAACGUGGAGAACAGCCCGGCACAUGAUGGCCCUCAAGGCCCAACUCCUGCCUCUCUUGAGGAUCUGAUCUGGCUUGCGGCGCUGCAGCAGCAGUUUGGAGGUGAGGUGACGGGACCUGCCACUUUGCUAGGAGCUUUGGGAGGAGUGCCAGAGAGAGGGGACAGAGAGAGGGGACCGGUGAAUGGCUUUCUGGGCUGUGAAGAUGCAGUGGAAGCUUUGCUGAACUCAGCUGCCGCAGCUGUCAGCUCGCAGUUCCCAGGUUUUUCUCAAAGCUCAAGCAGCAACCUAGGAGACUCCAGCAGUGACAGUGGAGGAGACAUCUCCUGCACCAAGGCAGCAGAUAUGUGCCAUCGUCCGCUUGUCUUCCUGUCAUCAGCCCCUCCCACACUCCCUAAUGGUGCCCCCGCCUCAGUUCCUUAUCCACAGCCACUCAGCCCCCAGGGCCGCCUUCAUCACCACCAACAUCACCAUCAUCAUCAACAUCACCCCAUGCAUGCCAACCAUCACCAUCAUCACCAAUCACAAGUCAACCAGCCAUGUGGGGUGAAUGAGCGCUUCUCAGAUGAGCAGCUUGUGAGCCUGUCAGUGCGCGAGCUGAACCGACACCUGCGUGGAGUGAGCAAGGACGAGGUGGUACGCCUGAAGCAGAAACGCCGCACGCUCAAGAACCGCGGCUAUGCCCAGUCCUGCCGCUACAAGCGCUUGCAGCACCGUCACGCUCUAGAGUCAGAGAAACAUUUGCUCACACAACAGCUAGAACAGCUACAAUGUGAGCUGACUCGGGUGCUGAGAGAGAGAGACGCCUACAAGGCUCGCUAUGAGAAACUCCUCAGCACAAACCCAGGAGUUGCCAGCGAGGCCCCUCAGACACGUACCAGUAACUCACCAUCACCGCCCCCUGACUACUUCCUCUGAGUUUAAGUGUUUACGAGAGGAACAAUAACACUAAAAAACAAGACGAGCCAAUAUGAAGCAAUAAUUGAUGAGUGAUGGGGGUACAAAGAUACAAAGAUCUGUGUGUGUGCAUGCUUGUGUUUAUGUGUGAGAGAAAUAAUAAAAAGAGGUAUUUUCAGGUAGGUUUUGGGCUUUACAGCUUUGAAAAACACUCUUUGGGUGACUAAAAGAGAAUUAAGUGAUGCUUUUUGACUUGGCCUGGCAAAAGUUUUCAGAUCCCUCAAACUUUUUUACAUUUUGUCACAUUCGAACCAAAAAUUUCAAUAUAUUUUUGGGGUAUUUGUUUUUUGUUCUAGACCAACACAAAAUUGUACAUAAUUGUGAACUGAAAGGAAACAAUACUUUGUAGAAACAACUUUGCUGCAAUUAUAGCUGUGAGUCUUUUUGUCUAGGUCUCUACCUGCUUGAACUGGAUUUUUGAUUAUUUGUUUCUGUUUUUUGUUUUUCAAAAUGGCUCCAGCUCUGUCAGAUUCGAUGAAGAACAGCAAUUUUCUAAUUAUGCUACAGAUGUUUCUUUAUUAAAUUUAUGACUGGGCCAUUCUAACAACCAAAUAUAAUUUGAUCCAAACUAGUCCAUUAUAGCUCUGGCUAAGGCCCAGUCUCAAGGCUUUUGCAGCCUCCAAUAGGUUUUCUUGUAGGAUUGCCCAGCAUUUAGCUCCAUCCACCUUCCCACAAGCUCUCACCAACCACUGUAGAAGAAAAAGCACAACGCUAUCACUACCAGGAUUUGUGGCAGGGAUGCUACGCUUAGAGGGAUCAUUUUCCUUCCAUUUCACAGCUUUUGAAUUUUGCUCAUUUGUGUUGGUCCAUCACAAAACAUCUGUAAAAUGCAUUAAAGUAUGUAGCUGUUAAGUUACAGAAUGUAAAAAAAAAAAAAAAAGAUGUAAUAUUAAUAUUUUUGCAAGGCAAUGAAUAUACACUUUUCUGUAAAUGCACAAAAAACACCUGAGAGCUCUCCUGCCUGUGAUAUCGGUGCAACAACGUACAAAGAAGACUGUGAAAAUGGAUUGAAAAAGCUUUAUAAUCCCUUACACUGCUGAGCUGGGUAUCUAUGCAAUAAUAUAGCUGCUAUGUAUUUUCCAUAUGUCCAAAUGAGUAAUCAAGACUCACUGUAGCAUUUCUCUUUUUUUCUUUUUUUUUUACAAUAAGCUGCUAAAGCUGCAGAGGUCUGAGUAGUGCAGUGAUAUGUGGAGUGAUAUGGGAUUGGCUCAAGUUUCCAUGACAUGCAGUUGACAAUUUGCCAGCUAAUAUUUCACAGUUGCCUACCAACAUUUUUAUGCUCACCAAUACUUGUUAUUCUUUGUAAAAACCAAAAAAAAAAAAAAAGAAUCAUAGAAUAAAGAAUGUGCAAGGAUACCUUUCACAGGAGUCUAUCUGUGAUUAGGAAGGAAUCUACUUUUGUUACUAGGUGAACAUAGUGGCUUUCAGCCAAAAACAGUAAGUGUAGACUUGCUGUUUGCUACCAACAAUCAGUUUUUCCUGCUAAUGCAAAGAUGUAGGGUUUUGUAAAUAUUUCUAAGUGGGAAAAGAGAGAAGCAAUCUGUAACAGCGGGAAAACAAAAAGUUUGGUAUGACUAUUUGUGUGUUUUUUUUCCAUCUCUCCAAAGAGAAGAAGGUGUUAAGGUGGAGACCUUCCAGAUCCCCAUAUCCAAAGCAAAACAUGACACCACAGAGUUGGUCACUGUGGACUCAGACACUGUGAAAUACCAAGGAUUAAUUAACAAUGCAGGGAUAAAAACAAUGAAACAAACACAAAUAUUUUUUUGAGAUAUUUUCUGAGCUGUCUCUGAGAGUUAUACUGCCAGGUUUCAUGCAUUAGACGCUAUUUAUUUUGUGUGAGUGUAGGUAAAAAAAAAAUCAAUUGUUCUUUUAUUUAUUCACUUAUUUAUUCAGUAUUUAAUGUUUAUUUAUGUACUUUCAAUUAUUUCACUGGUUUCAUUCCAUUAGUGUGUAUUUUUACUUUCCUACAGGUUACUAUUUUAUUCUGUUGUGAUUAGAAUUAACAUUAUUACAAAAGUGAUGGCCAUUACCAUGGUUUCCUGCUCCCAUUGUAGUGUGGUUUCAUAUGCGUAUGAAUUAAACAAAGUUGUUAAAAAAAA